AUGGCGGUGAAUUUGAAGAGGAAAGCUCAAUCUUCAAGGCGGGCAAGGCAUGUGACACAAAGACCACAAGUGCAUGGAGUAGAGAGUGGCAAUGUUCAAACCACAAACCAAGUGUACAACGUGUGCACUAAUUGCAAUGAAAUAGGCUAUACGGCGGAAGUUUGUGCAGUGGGAGUGGUUGAUGAGCAAGUAGAAGAGGUUAAUGCAAUUCAAGGAGGGGGUGGUCGAAAUUUCAACAUGAACUCCAACACAUACCACCCCGGGUUGCGAAAUCAUCCGAAUUUUCGCUAUGGGAACGCGGCGAACCAAGCUAACCCAAACUUUCAAGGAGCUAAAGGUAACUUUGCACCUCGUCAACAAUACAAUCAAGGCAAUUAUCGGGGUGGAAACAAUUAUGGUUAUCAAGGGCAAUUCCAACAAAUGGGUCAAGGUGGUUCGGGUCAAAGUUCAUCAAGCGGGAAUGAAGUCAUGGAUAUGCUUCGGGCUAUGCAACAAGAUAUGCAAAAGCGGAAUCAACUCGAUGAAGUCCGGAUGCAAAAGGAUGAGGCCAAAUUGUCACCGGGUUUGGUCGAGGGGGUAGUUGAGGAUGCCACGGGUAAUGAAAGUGAUGAUGAUGUUUCGCCGGUUACACAUAAAGAAUCAAAUGUUAACAACCCGGGGUUGGGUGAAAACGAGAAAAGUGAAAAAGUUGAGGGUGAACCGAGUCAAGUCCCAUUUCCAUCGGCCUUACUUGACCCGGGUAGGAAAAAUUUUAUUGCAUCAAGAGGUCCCCAAAAAGAAGAACUGUGGGACAUGUUCAAACAAGUAAAAAUUAAUCUUCCACUACUUGAUGCAAUAAAACAAGUACCCGCUCAUGCGAAAUUUCUUAAAGAAUUAUGUACUCAAAAAAGGCAACAAGAGAAGAAAAUGCCUAAGCGGGUAGACUUGACCGGGCAAGUAAGUGCAGUUUUGAACGGGGAGCUUCCCCCAAAGCUCAAAGAUUCGGGCACGCCAUUGAUAAAUAUACAAGUUGGUAAUUUUCAAAUGGCAAAGGCGUUACUUGAUCUUGGAGCCGGGGUAAGCAUUUUACCGGGGGGCUUAUAUGACCAAUACGACUUUAGUCCGUUAGCAAGAGUGGAGACAACGGUUGUUUUAGCCGAUUUGUCUCAUAAGUUACCCCGAGGGAUGGUUCAAAAUGUGAUUGUAAAAAUUGAUGAGUUCUAUUACCCGGUUGACUUUUUAGUCAUGGACCACUCAUUCGCAGACCCAAAACAACAACAAAAUGUUAUUUUGGGUCGGCCAUUUUUGAGCACCGCGCAUGCUGUGAUCGAUUGUAGAUUUGGUACAGUCGAUAUGACUUUUGGAAAUGGAAAAUGCGCUUGA
Messenger RNA from Helianthus annuus (common sunflower), 1362 nucleotides. RefSeq lists its product as uncharacterized. The record is from RefSeq and is a predicted model, not a curated record. NCBI's taxonomy places the organism in Eukaryota, Viridiplantae, Streptophyta, Magnoliopsida, Asterales, Asteraceae. The transcript has 2 exons. Bases 1 to 1362 code for a protein of 453 amino acids.